Clupea harengus (Atlantic herring) is the source of this 2013-nucleotide messenger RNA. Its product is annotated as adhesion G protein-coupled receptor E3-like. The record is from RefSeq and is a predicted model, not a curated record. Bases 180 to 1994 code for a protein of 604 amino acids. Gene Ontology annotation, molecular function: G protein-coupled receptor activity. Lineage: Eukaryota; Metazoa; Chordata; Actinopteri; Clupeiformes; Clupeidae. The transcript is spliced from 13 exons. Gene Ontology annotation, cellular component: plasma membrane. Gene Ontology annotation, biological process: cell surface receptor signaling pathway; adenylate cyclase-activating G protein-coupled receptor signaling pathway.
CUCUCCUUUCAGUUUGUAGCGCAUUUGUGUCGUCAUCUCACCUGGGUGUGCCGUAACAAUGGGAUGCUGUACAAAUAUUUAAACAAACAAGUGCAGAAUUGUCUGCCUUUUGAUACUUUGUUCAGGCAGAAGACAAAUAAUCAGAAGAAUCGCCAGUGAGUAUCUCGAGUGCGUACGAAAUGCUCCGGCCUCUACUAACUACGCUGCUUGUGACAACAUUGUGCUCCAUCCUCUCGAGUACCCUCGCUCGUAGGGACUGCGCGGGGUCUCCUAAAGGCUGUAAGCCUGUGAAAGAGAAUGUGGAUGAGUGCGCUUUGGACCCCGGCAUCUGCGGUGAUGAGUUGGCUAUCUGCAGAAACAUGCGCAGAGGUUUCCACUGCGAGUGCCCAGACGGUUACUUACCUUCACCUGGUAUAAACUGGAGAAUCAACUUCACCGUCUGUAAAGAGCUGGACUCGAUAUUACCUGCCAGGAACAAGAACAGAUUGGUCAGAGUGGAUAGGCUAAUGGAGAUGAUCAGAAACAUGACAGAGGACGGUUUACCACUGAAGACUGUCUCCCUACUGCUGGAUGAGUUGGCAGAUGAUGACCGCAGGCGCCCGGUUCGCCACAGACACGCGGUGCUCCUGUCUAAGAGGAAGCUGAUAUCCAAACUGGUGGAGCGAACCUCCACCCGCAGCUCCCUGAACUUCAUCACCAAGAGCACAGAGGGGGAGAUCCUGAGCAUCGGACCAAACGCCUCCCUGACAGGAUUCCCUCAGCUGAGGACCCCAUCUGCUGACGUUUACCUGGAUAUCGACCUGGGAGGCAUCGCCCGGAAGAACAACGGUUCAGCAUCAGUGGCUCUUGUUGGCUACAGCAACAUGCAGGAUGUUCUCGAGGCUGAACUCUUCCACACCGAGGAAAACGGCACGAGAACAAUCAUCUCCAGAGUGGUGUCGGCUACCUUAGAGGACGUCUUUGACGCAGAGCUUUCAAAUUCAGUCAACUUCACCCUCAGGCAUAUCAACGUUUCUUACAGGCGGGGUAAGGUUUAUUGCGUCUACUGGAACGAGAGUGCAUGGAUCGAGGACGGCUGCACUAUGAGCAAAACUAACUACACACACACCGUGUGCACCUGUGUACAUCUCUCCACGUUCUCCCUCAUCAUGCAGACGGACGGCCGAACUCAGGACCCUGCCCUGAGGCUGCUCAACAUCCUCACCACCAUGCUGGGGCUGGUUUUCCUCACUCUGGCUGUGUUGACCUUUGCCCUCCGCCGGAAGAACCCGCAAAUUACCAACACGGCUCGCCUCAACCUCUCAGCCUGCUUGCUGGUUGCUCACGUCCUCUUCCUGGUUGUCCAGAGCAACAACCACAUGCAGGAGGUAUCCUGUGGAGUGCUUUCAGUCUUUGUGCACUUCCUCUACCUGUGCUGCUUCGUCUGGUUGACCAUAGAGGCUGCAUUACUCCUCAUGUCCACUAGGGGCCUUGAGCAGUUCACCCCAGAUACGCAGCAGCUGGCCUCCUGGAAGUACAUGUAUGUGAUUGGCUAUGGGCUACCCCUUGUCAUCGUUGGCGUGUCUGUUGGACUGAAGCCUGAUGGAUAUGGAAGUCAGCAAUGUUGGUUGAGCCGUACAGAUGGUUUUAUCUGGAGUUUCCUUGGCCCUGUGUUUUUCAUCCUUGCUGUGAAUGCUAUACUCCUAAUCACCAUUUUCACCAUCCUCCAACGGUCAGAAUGUCACAUUUCUAAAAUCAGAUACGCCAGAGGCCUGGCGCAGAAAGCCAUGUUCCAGACCUCCAUCCUCGGUCUCCCUUGGCUGCUUGGCCUUCCAGCGCCUAGCAACAGAGGCCUUGAGGUAUUAGUCAUUGUUGUCCACUCCCUGCAGGGAUUCUGCAUCUUCCUGAUCCACUGCGUAUUCAGUGAAGAGGUGAGACACCAGUACAUGACAUGGUGGAAGAAGUUCAGGCCCUCUGGUGAAGUCCAAAUCUGCCAAUGCUUUGCCAAGCAGUGAGGGACAUAUUCACUCAGUU